This is a messenger RNA of Rhododendron vialii, 3571 nucleotides long. Its product is annotated as replication factor C subunit 1. Gene Ontology annotation, molecular function: DNA binding; ATP hydrolysis activity; DNA clamp loader activity. Gene Ontology annotation, cellular component: DNA replication factor C complex; nucleus. Gene Ontology annotation, biological process: DNA repair; DNA replication. Lineage: Eukaryota; Viridiplantae; Streptophyta; Magnoliopsida; Ericales; Ericaceae. The transcript has 23 exons. The record is from RefSeq and is a predicted model, not a curated record. Bases 251 to 3298 code for a protein of 1015 amino acids.
CUUAAUUUUGUAGGAUAUAGUAUACAUUAAUAAUUAGUAGUCAGCUCUCAAUCCCUUAAAAUCAGAAACCCUUAAAAUAUUGAUACUAAUCGAAAGUAAUUCUUACCAAGCUCCGGCGACGGUCGGAUUCACCGGCAUCGAUAAAGAAGCCGCACUCCUCUUUCCUCGCCUUUCCUAUUCGUCUCUCCCUCUAUCUCCGUCAAGAAGAGAUUUCAACGUUGUACUUGGAACCAGCGGGUGAAUCCCAACAAUGUCGGAUAUUAGGAAGUGGUUUAUGAAACAGCAUGACAAGAACAAUGGCAAUGCACCGAAACCAGCAAAACCUGCGGCGGCAGUAAAGCUUUCACCUGUUACCUCCCAGCAAGUGAAUGUGGUGCAUGAAGACCAAGAAAGUUCAGGCAGAAGGAAAACCAGUAAGUACUUUGCUACUGAGAAACAAAAACCGAAAGAUGAAAAGGAACUUGAGGAACUAUCAGCAAAAAGAAAGGGCCGAAAGGAAGGUGACGUAUCCAGUGAUGUCAAACUUCCACCUCUAAAGAAACUUCACAAAGUUGACGACGAUGUCGACGAUGACGAUGACUAUGUUUUUCCCAGUUCAAAGAAGGGUGUAGUAGAUGUCACCCCCAACAAGAAACUGAAGAGUGGUUCGGGUAGGGGAAUUGCCCAAAAACCGACACAUAAUGUUGAAAGCGAUGAAGAUAAGAAUGAUGAGAAAGAUACGAAACCUCUUCUUAAGUCUGCUGGAAGGGGUCGUGGAGGAAAAGGUGCUUCAAGGGGACAGGCUGGCAGCAAAGGGAUUGAUGUUGAUGAAAGCGAUGAAGAGAAGGAUAAUGACUCAAAGUCUGCUAAAGCCACUGGGCGGGGCCGCGGUGGAAAAGGUGCAUCAGCAGCACCAGGAGGUGGAAGAGGCAGGGGUGGGGGAGGGCGGGGUGGAUUCAUGAAUUUUGGUGAAAGGAAAGAUCCUCCACACAAAGGAGAAAAGGAAGUCCCGGAAGGUGCUCCUGAUUGUUUAGCUGGUUUGACUUUUGUAAUAAGCGGGACACUUGACAGUUUGGAAAGAGAGGAAGCAGAAGAUCUGAUUAAACGCCAUGGAGGUCGUGUCACUGGAUCUGUCAGCAAAAAGACGAGCUAUCUCUUAUGCGAUGAAGAUAUUGAGGGGCGGAAAUCCUCCAAAGCCAAAGAGCUUGGAACUGCUUUUCUUAGUGAGGAUGGAUUGUUUGAAAAGAUCCGGGCAUCAAAUCAAGGAAAAGCAGCUGCAAAGGAAGAAUCAAAGAAAGCUGUGAAUAAGGUGGUUGCAUCCCCGGUUAAGAAGAGCCCUCAAAAAGUAGAAGUGAAGAACCAAGCAAGCAACCCUCCAGCUAAAAGUGCAGCUCUUAAAGGUCCGACAGCAAGUGCUUCUCCUGCAAAGCAAAAAGUGCAUAUUAAAAAAGGGGAUGCUUUGUUGCCAUGGACUGAAAAAUAUAGACCAAAAGUUCCAAAUGACAUUGUAGGGAAUCAGUCACUGGUGAAGCAGCUUCAUGAUUGGCUGACACACUGGGAUGAGCAGUUCCUGAAUACUGGUGGCAAGGGAAAGGGGAAAAAACAUAAUGACUCUGGUGCUAAAAAAGCUGUAUUACUAAGUGGUACACCUGGCAUAGGGAAGACUACAUCAGCAAAGUUGGUCAGUCAGAUGCUUGGAUUCCAGCCAGUUGAGGUUAAUGCAAGUGAUAGUCGCGGAAAGGCUGAUACCAAAAUUGAAAAAGGAAUAGGUGGAAGUACUUCAAAUUCUGUGAAGGAACUUGUUUCCAAUGAAGCCUUGAGUGUUAACAUGGAUCGUUCAAAGCAUCCAAAAACUGUGCUCAUUAUGGAUGAGGUUGAUGGCAUGUCUGCUGGUGAUAGAGGUGGUGUGGCUGAUCUUAUUGCUAGCAUCAAAAUCUCCAAAGUUCCUAUCAUCUGCAUUUGUAAUGACCGCUACAGCCAAAAACUAAAAAGUCUUGUGAACUACUGUUUGCUUUUGAGCUUCCGGAAACCUACAAAGCAGCAGAUGGCAAAGAGGUUAAUGCAAGUUGCAAAAGCAGAAGGACUUCAAGUUAAUGAGAUUGCACUCGAAGAGCUUGCAGAAAGAGUCAAUGGAGAUAUGCGCAUGGCUCUGAACCAGUUGCAGUAUAUGAGUCUCUCCAUGUCAGUCAUUAAAUAUGAUGAUGUCAGAGAGCGCCUUCUUAGUAGUGCAAAGGACGAAGAUAUUUCACCAUUCACAGCUGUUGAUAAGCUUUUUGGGUUUAAUGGGGGGAAACUGCGAAUGGAUGAGCGGAUCAACCUAAGCAUGAGUGAUCCGGAUCUAGUCCCUCUUAUCAUUCAGGAAAACUAUAUCAAUUAUAGGCCAAGCUCGGUUGGGAAAGAUGAUGAUGGGAUAAAACGGCUUAAGUCAAUUGCCCGUGCUGCAGAGUCUAUUGCAGAUGGUGAUAUAAUAAAUGUACAGAUACGGAGAUAUCGACAGUGGCAGCUCUCCCAGACUGGAACCCUAGCAUCUUGCAUUAUUCCUGCUGCAUUGUUGCAUGGCCAAAGGGAGAUACUUGAACAGGGAGAACGUAACUUCAAUAGAUUUGGCGGGUGGCUUGGAAAGAACUCAACAAUGGGGAAGAAUUUGAGACUUCUGGAGGAUAUGCAUGUUCAUCUUCUUGCUUCUCGUGGAUCUGGUCUGGGAAGGACAACACUGCGAGUUGAUUACCUUACUCUUCUUCUGAAACAGCUGAUUGAUCCCCUUAGAGUGCUGCCUAAGGAUGAAGCUGUGGAGAAGGUUGUGGAGUUUAUGGAUUUCUACUCUAUAAGCCAGGAGGACUUCGACUCUAUGGUGGAGAUGUCAAAAUUUAAGGGACACCCAAAUCCGCUAGAUGGUAUACAGCCAGCUGUCAAAGCUGCACUGACAAAGGCAUACAAUAAAGGAAGCAGGUCACGUGUCAUUCGGACAGCUGAUUUAAUCAACCUUCCUGGUAUUAAAAAGGCGCCUAAAAAGCGGGUUGCAGCAAUGUUAGAACCAGUGGAGGAUGGAUUAGCAGAGGGCAAUGGUGAUGCCUUGGCAGAAAAUGAAGAGAAUUCUUCGGACACAGAAGACUUGGGAGAUGGUGCUGGUGAGGAAAAGCCAGAAUUGGAUCUCCAGAGUCUCAACUCAAAAGGGAUUCAAGUAGACAUGGACUUGAAGGGUGGUGGAACCAAAGGUGCCAAGAAGGUGCCAUUAGGCAGAGGCAAAGGAGGUGCUGAAGCCGCAGAUAAGAAAGGCGGAGGACGAGGUUCUGGGUCGGCUGUCAAGAGAAAGCGAUAAGAGUAUGCGAUGAAAGCAGAUAAGAAAGGGGGAGGACGACGUUCUGGGUCAGCUGCCAAGAGAAAGCGACGAGGAUGCGAUGAAAGUAGAAGGCUUUCAUAAUUUUGUCUUAGUCUAUAGUCAGUGUAAGUAAUCAUCCCCCUCUGGAUUUUUUUUUGUCUUUCUGGAUUCCUUGGCAGCAUGGGAAGAUGUUCCUUGCUUCUGUUUGGGAUGUGGUUGUUCAACCUUGUGGAAUGAUAUUUCGAGUGUAGUGUGUUUUGAUGCGAUGAUUUA